Calidris pugnax (ruff) is the source of this 421-nucleotide messenger RNA. Its product is annotated as guanine nucleotide-binding protein G(I)/G(S)/G(O) subunit gamma-11-like. The record is from RefSeq and is a predicted model, not a curated record. Gene Ontology annotation, molecular function: G-protein beta-subunit binding. Lineage: Eukaryota; Metazoa; Chordata; Aves; Charadriiformes; Scolopacidae. Gene Ontology annotation, biological process: G protein-coupled receptor signaling pathway. Gene Ontology annotation, cellular component: heterotrimeric G-protein complex. The transcript has 2 exons. Bases 1 to 285 code for a protein of 94 amino acids.
AUGGCGCGGAUGGCGGGAGGACGGGCGAGCGACGGCGGGGUCCCGGGAGCCAGCGGCGCCGCCCGGCCCGACGGCAGCGCUUUAUAUGCAGGGAGACGGCUUCCCCGGGCGCCUCCCUCCUUGCGCAUUAACGCGCCCCUCUCCCUCCUCUCGCUCCAGGUGUCCAAGUGCUCCGAGGAGAUCAAGAACUACAUCGAGGAGCGCUCGGGGGAGGACCCGCUGGUGAAGGGGGUCCCCGAGGACAAGAACCCCUUCAAGGAGAAGGGGGGCUGCGUCAUCGCUUAGGAAGCGCACCCCACCGCCGGGCCGGCCGCUCCUCUCCCUCCCCUAGGCUCACCCGCCUGUCCCCCCCGCCGGGCCCUCUCCAACAAGCACAGGAGCGGAUUUACUGUCUUUUUUUUUUUUUCUUACAAAAAUAAAA